Triticum aestivum (bread wheat) is the source of this 1690-nucleotide messenger RNA. RefSeq names its product aspartic proteinase nepenthesin-1. Gene Ontology annotation, cellular component: extracellular region. Bases 130 to 1467 code for a protein of 445 amino acids. The record is from RefSeq and is a predicted model, not a curated record. NCBI's taxonomy places the organism in Eukaryota, Viridiplantae, Streptophyta, Magnoliopsida, Poales, Poaceae. The transcript has a single exon.
UCGGCGGGCGUCCAUGUGCACGUCGCUGCGGCGUCGCCUCUCCAGCAAAUAUCAGUUUCCGUAUAUAUCGUGUCGCCAGGGCCAACACGGCGGCCUAGCUUACCUUGUAGUUCAUCCAGAGAACACACAAUGGCCGUAGCGAUGCCAGCUGCGCGCUCGCUUCUCCUGCUUCUCCUCCUGGUUGCGCCGCUGGCGCCGGGCUCGUCGGAGGCGGCAGUCCGGCCGAACCCCAAGAUCGUCAACUGGGUCGCAGACAAUGCCCGCGCCUCCACGCCCGACAGCUUCGGCGCCCUCGUCUUCGACCUCUCCGUCGGCACGCCGCGGCAGACCCUCUCCUUCGUCAUGGACAUCACCGAGCAGCUCGUCUGGGCGCAGUGCGGCCAACAUGGGUUCACGCAGUCGCAGGCGCCCACCUUCAGGCCCGGCAGCUCCUUCGCCCCGAUUGGCUGCAAGGACACGGCAUGCCAGAGCCUGGCCCCCGACGACAACUGCAUCCACCCCGACGACCACUGCAAUUACGCAUGGGACUUCCAGCGCCACGGCAGCGGCUCCAUGUCCGGCUACCUCGCCACCGAGACGUUCAGCUUCGGGGCCAAGUCCGUCCCCGGCAUGGUGUUCGGCUGCAGCGACAACGUCACGGCGCGGGCCCUCGGCGGCGUCUCUGGCUUCGCCGGAUUCGGCAGGGCCCCACUCUCCCUCGUCUCGCAGCUCCACGUCUCCAAGUUCUCCUAUUUCAUCGACGACAACAGCUUCCUCGGCUUGGGCGACGCGGGCGCCGCGCCGGCUUUGGGCAACAACAGCACGCCGCUGCUGCUAGCCACGACCAAACAGGACAGUUACCUCUACUACGUCAACCUCACCGGCAUUCAGGUCGACGGGGAGCUCCUCGCCGACAUCCAGGCGGGGGCCUUCGCCGUCAAGGAAGACGGCUCCGGCGGGGUGUUCCUCAGCACAACAAUUCCCUACACAUUCCUCCCAGAGGCCGCGUACCAGGUUCUGAGGCAGGAGCUCGCGAGCAGGAUUCGGUCACAGGGCGUAGCUCCGAUGAACGCCACAUCCGACGACCUGUACUUCCUCAAGGAGAACUUCCGCAGCGUUAAGGUUCCAAGGCUAGCGCUGGUGUUCGACGACGCCGACGCGGCGAUGGAGCUCAAUGUGAAGAACUACUUCUCCAUCUACGACGAAUGGCGCACGUGCCUCACCAUACUGCCGUCGCCGAACGGCGCGGCCGUCCUGGGCAGCCUGCUGCAGACGGGCAGGACCAUGACCUACGACAUUCAUGGCGACGGCGGCCAGCUGACAUUCGAGCCGGUGGCAGCGGGUGGCCCGGACCCGGCGCUGGCGCAUGCGGGUGGCCCGGACCUGGCGCCGGCCCAUGCGCAUGCGGGCGCCCCUGCGCCGGCGCGCGGGUCGCUCGUCAUAACAGGCACUCUUCUGGCCUGGGUGCUCCUCUUCCAGCAGUUCUAGGCUUCUAGCUAGAUCAUGCGGCAAUAAUCCUGGAGAAGAUCGAUGCUGUUAACCGCAGAGGAUGAUGCAUGUGUUGUUGUUGGUCUACGUGUGUAGUUCUGUGUUGGACAUCUGCAUGUGUUCGCUACCAGGCUAGCUAUCCCCUCGAGUGCAUGUCUUGUUGCUUUAGCUAUUGUAAUUUCUGCCGUUGAUGAUCCCCAGGAAGACAUUUCUCGAUGUUAAA